AUGUUUGGCCGCCGUGUCUUUGCCAGCGCCGGUGUACCGCGCCACAUGUGGGCCCCUCUUCACAUUCAAAGCAAUCGGCAGGCAAAUCGCGUCCUUCCGUCGCUCGCGCCACUGGCGUCGCUGGAAAACAUGAGGACCACGUUGAAACCUUUUCUGGAGACCUCUAAACUUGUGCAGGGUGGCGUUCUUAAGGACCUUUUGCCCAACGAAGAUGCUCUGUUGGCACAUAGCAGUCCAUUAAUGCCAUUCCUGGCUGUUUUGUGUUCACAAUCCCAUAGUUUUUUCUCGCCAUUUCUGGAGAAGACAUUAUUUGUUUUAACGCCGGCGCAUGGGAACAAAAAGAAUUGGGCCGUAGGAGCAAAUGGAGGCAGAACAGGCGCUUUGAGGAAAUGUUGA
This is a messenger RNA of Trypanosoma cruzi, 396 nucleotides long. RefSeq lists its product as uncharacterized. The record is from RefSeq and is a predicted model, not a curated record. Bases 1 to 396 code for a protein of 131 amino acids. NCBI's taxonomy places the organism in Eukaryota, Euglenozoa, Kinetoplastea, Trypanosomatida, Trypanosomatidae. The transcript has a single exon.